AGUUCCAUUGUGCCUAUCGCGUUGAGCGGUGAUCGCGUCGCGCCAAGUUAUCGCGAUCGUGGUCCACCAAAGAUCAUUUGCGCAGGAAAUAAGUUGCAAUUAGCACUUGGUGAUCUUCCCGGAGAUAAUGUGAGGCAUUUCACUAGCUAUUAAGAACAUAGAAAAAAUUGAGCCGUCCGAAGCUUCAGUCUUCAGUCGUCCGAAGGUAGAGCGCUUUCCCUUACGAAACUUCAAGUUUGAGGCUUCUAACUGUUUGCAGAGUCAACUUAAAUCUAUAUACCUCAUAAAUCUCUCCCAUCAUGUCUUUGAGUGAUCCGGGAAUAGUAUGCUUCCAGCAUUGUGGUCCAAAGGUCUUUUGUGUUCGUUUGCCUGAAAAGUGUCCAUCAUGUACUCGUGAUCUUUUGGAGGCAUCUUUCAAACUUAUGCCAUUCCGACUGCCCUUUCCAUUUGUCAGGGCAUCUCAGUAUCCAGGAGCAGUUGUCCUGAGACCUACAACAGGAGACUUCCUCAAUGAGUACUUCAAUAGCAAGGAUCUUCAUAUCGGAGUUACCACAUCUACAGGAGCUAUUGUGGAAUUCGAUAGGGAUGGACUGAGAAGACAUACAGAGAAGGGGAGUAAGAUCUCAUGGAGUCAGAGUCUGCUUGUGGAGCAAAUUCCUGAAGCUUGGAUUGAUCAUUGGGAUACAGUUCUACUCCAAACUUGCAAGAAACCAAUGUGGUCUAGUGAGGAGUACAGAGAGGAUACAAACAACUGCUACACUUUUGUCCUGACCUUCCUGGAGGCUCUGGCUUACGGGGACUUGAGUAAGGCUGCUCAGAAUCGAACGCUUUUCUGUGAAAAAUACAUCGUGCCAAGAACAACAGCAGCUGGAAAGUAUAUUUCGCUGUACAGAAAAAUCCGAGACCAUGGACUGUACAUCCAUUCAACCCCUACAAAUGGCAUUAGUACCAAUGGGUCUCAUGGGAUGGAAAAACCGCCCACAAAUACCUUCGGCAUAGGAGGAAAAUUGUGCAGCAUUCGUGAAUGAUUGUUGAUUGAGAAUCAACCUUCAAGGCAUUUAUUUAUUCUUUCAGACAAAUAUUAGUUUUAUGUUGUGUAAUUUAUUGUCGUUGGCAUUAUGUGGUGUUAACCCAUGGCAAAAGGGAUAUAUCUUGAAAAGUUUUCCCAUUGGAGAUUAGAGUUACUCCAAUGAAUAAGAUAUUUGAUGUGAAAAUUAACUGACACUAUACUUGUCCAAGAGUUAGUGCAGGAUCGAUGAGGAGGCAAAGAGAGGGUUAUAAUAUACUAGUGUAACAUAAAGUUCUCAACGAGAAAUUCUGAACUAAGGGUGUGAUAAAUACAAUGGCUAAUAAAUAUUAGAUUGUUGCUUUUCACCACAA
Messenger RNA from Phlebotomus papatasi, 1380 nucleotides. RefSeq names its product MKRN2 opposite strand protein. NCBI's taxonomy places the organism in Eukaryota, Metazoa, Arthropoda, Insecta, Diptera, Psychodidae. Bases 300 to 1028 code for a protein of 242 amino acids. The transcript is spliced from 5 exons. The record is from RefSeq and is a predicted model, not a curated record.